Salvia hispanica is the source of this 2204-nucleotide messenger RNA. RefSeq lists its product as uncharacterized. The record is from RefSeq and is a predicted model, not a curated record. Lineage: Eukaryota; Viridiplantae; Streptophyta; Magnoliopsida; Lamiales; Lamiaceae.
ACAUGACGGUCAGGCUCCUCCUUCUUAACACCAGCAUAGGCAGCCUUCGUGUGUGAAUCUCCUCAGGCGAGUUUCCUCCUCCUUCUUAUCCAUGAGUCUCGAUUAUGCAUCUUCUCAUGGUCCUCAGGCACCCUAGGCUUCUUCGCGUCUGCCUUACGCAGUUGUUUCAUCACACCCUUGCCUUUCGCGUGUGACUUCCCUUUCGAGCUCUUGGCUGGUGUUACUCGAGCAGCACGGUCACGUGGAGACUGCGCCGGCUGCAAACCACUUUUAGGUAACGGCACCUUGUUUUUCUUACUGGUUUGAGCUCUACCACGGUGAUCAGCUUGUGGAGAUGUAGCAAGCAAUCUCGAUUCUUUGAAGAAUUUUGAAGAUUUCCGUGUGAAAGCGAAUAUGUCGAUUAUUCCCCUUGCCAAGAAUCUACAGUUGGAACUCAGCGAGGCUAGUUCCGACUUAAGGUAUGCUACUGCUAAAUCUGUGAGAAAGCCCGAUCACCGGAUUUUGAAAAGUCUCUUGGAGAAAAGGAGCCAUAUGGAUUCGGCCUACAAGACCGUUAUCAUAAACCUUCUAACCUCGGACGAGGAGGCUAGUCCAGGCGAGGUGAGAACUGAAGCAGUUGAUCAAGGCAUUGAGCAGAUGGAGAGGCCCAGGCAAGCUAAGAAAGGUGGGCAACUUUGCAGAAUCAGAGGCCAAAAUGAUGAGCAUGGAACUGAAUCAGAUGAAGGCAUUGAGCAGAGGGAGAGGCACUUGCAAGCUAAGAAAAGUGGGGUUAAUGGUAGAGUCAUCUCCCGAAAUGAUGGGGAUGCUUUGCGCAAGAUGAAAGCUGAACCUGAUGUAGGCAUUGAGCUGAUUGAGGGGCCCUCGCACGUUAAGAAAAGUGGGUUUAAAAGCAGAAUGGUAGACGGAAAUGACAAGGCUGGUCCAAGCAAGGUGAUGGAGAGGCCCUCGGAAGUUAUGAAUAGGAAACGAAAAUGCAGAACCGUUGAUAAACAUUACAAGGAUUAUUCAACUGGGGAGGAAACUGAAUCGGAUGAAAUUGAUUCGGAUGAAACUGAAUCUGAUGAAAUUGCAUCAGAUGAUUCUGAAUCAGAUGAUGUCGUUGAGAUCGCGGAGUGGCCCUUGCAAGUUAAGAACAGAAAAGGAAAAUCCGUAGUCAAAGACCAGCAUGGUGGGCAUCGUGGUAGCGCUCAAGCCACUAAGAAAAAUAAGGUACCAUUACCUAAAAGUGGUUUGCAGCUGGCGCGGUCUCCAUGUGACCGUGCUGCUGGAGUAACACCAGCCAAGAACUCAGAAGGGAAGUCACACGCUAAAGGCAAGGGUGUGAUGAAACAACUGCGUAAGGCAGACGCGAAGAAGCUUAGGGUGCCUGAGGACCAUGAGAAGAUGCAUAAUCGAGACUCAUGGAUAAGAAGGAGGAGGAAACUCGCCCGAGCAGAUUCACACACGAAGGCUGCCUAUGCUGGUGUUAAGGAGGAGGAGCCUGACCGUCACGUGGAAACUCGUCCGCCUCAAAAAGGAAUCCAUAAACAAGUUAAAAAGGUCAAGUGUCCUAAAUGCUCGCGCGUAUAUUGUAGUGGUGUAGGGGAUCGGGAAGAAGGAGAAGGUAGCAGUAAGAGUGUUCCAGACGUGGUCAUCCUAGACAGUAAGAAGGUUCUUAACAAUGAAAUCCGGAGCCCUUUUGUUUCUGAAAACGCAGUUCACAGAAGUAUGUGCGAUGCUGAGUUUGACUUCAAUGAAGACCCUAAUGAAAAACAAAAAGAUAACGAUUUCAAGAAGGAGCUCUUAGAAGUUCUCAGUAAACCAUUUGACAGAGCAGAACUCAAAAGGGCCCGGGAAGCUUACAAGUCUGGAUUAUAUGCCUGUUACCAUCCCGAUGUGCAAAAAAGACUCACGAGAUACAGAUAUAAACGGGAGAAUUGCUUAACCAUCCUUCGUGGAUUCUUGUUUUGGCUUGAGAAUGUGAGCCGUGAAGGAGUGUUUCGGCCAUGGAAACACAGGCGCUACAUCGAGCUGGAGCUACCUUCUGACUAAACCCCUGAAUCAAGACUAUCAAGUGCAAGCCCUUUUCAUUGUUGUUGUUGAACAAUUUGAAUAAUUUUUUACAUUUUGCUGUCUUUUUAUCUUUGAUGUUUGGAAUUUUCACAAAACUAUUUCAGUGCUGUGUCAUGCAUAGCAGCAUAAAUGAUAUUGUUGUGUUUUUACAA